GUCUAUGCCGGCAGCACUCCCUACAAGCCAACUCGUGGGUAAACUUUAUCAACAGUGGGAGACUCAUGCGUGCAGGGCAUCGGUGUUUCUCAUUUAACACGAGGGAAAACACCGGAAAACCACCUCAGUUUUUGUAACAACCCUGUAUACAGGGAGCAGUUUAGGGUUUAAUACCACACAUGCUUCUCCCACCCCACACCCCUAAUGGUAAUUUAAAGUUUUAUUUUCCUACCAGAAGUAGCGAGUGAUUUGCCUGUAAUAAAUCGAUGUGGGAUUAAAAAAUAACCCACAUUGUUCGAAGCAAAGGGGCCAAUGUGUAAUUUCCGUUAAACAAAAGUGGCUAACCUGUCUGGAGAUUCCUGAAACUGGAAACAAGCAAUCGGUGAGCAGAGGGAGAGAGAUAGAGAGUGAUUUCUCAUCCAAGAUCUUCCAAACUAUGCCGACUGGAGGUGAUGGAGACCACAGCGGAGGCAUUGAUAAAGAAGCCGCCAUUGCGAAGACUGCUGGGUUCGUAGUCUUCUCAGGAAUCGCCAUGAGCCUCCUCAAAACCCUAAAUCCAUUCGAUAAGAAUAAAGACAACACCACCGCCACCGUCGAUAGUUGCAGCACCAAGUCUUUCAACGGAUCUAUCAUGCCGCUUCAAGAAUCGAUAUCUCCUCCUCUGCAAGAGCUUAUCAAGCCUGUGAUAACCCAAGAAAGGCCAGCAUCGUCGGCUCGGACAGUAGAGAUUGUGAAGGGAGAUACCUUAUGGGGUCUCUCCAGGAAAUACGGGGUAUCUAUUGAUGCAAUCAAAGAGGCUAAUGGGCUCACAGGGGACACUAUCUAUGCUGGGAAGAAGCUCGUCAUUCCGUGAUGGUCGAUGAGAAUGAGGAUUAGGAUCUAUUUUAGGGUUUUACUCGGAAUUGUAAGAAGAGGGAAGGUCCAAAGUCCAAAUGUCUGUACCAUUCUCCUGUAAGAAAUUGAGAAGAUAAGUAACAUGACUGAACCUUUAAUAUUUGAGAAUUGAAACAGAGGUCGGCUGAGAUGAUUUCAAUAGCUAAAGAAGAGAUGUGAUCAGAUGAAAGGGUUGGGUUUAAUGGAUGAUUAUAUCUAUCACACAUUUUGCUCAUCAAUUGUUCGAUGAAAUGGAAGAGCAUUCUAUAA
Macadamia integrifolia is the source of this 1143-nucleotide messenger RNA. RefSeq names its product probable N-acetylmuramidase. The record is from RefSeq and is a predicted model, not a curated record. The transcript has 3 exons. The coding region runs from base 437 to 853 and encodes 138 amino acids. NCBI's taxonomy places the organism in Eukaryota, Viridiplantae, Streptophyta, Magnoliopsida, Proteales, Proteaceae.